Penicillium cataractarum is the source of this 1017-nucleotide messenger RNA. Its product is annotated as ribonuclease III. Gene Ontology annotation, molecular function: ribonuclease III activity; double-stranded RNA binding. Lineage: Eukaryota; Fungi; Ascomycota; Eurotiomycetes; Eurotiales; Aspergillaceae. The transcript has a single exon. Gene Ontology annotation, biological process: regulation of gene expression; primary miRNA processing; rRNA processing. The record is from RefSeq and is a predicted model, not a curated record. The coding region runs from base 1 to 1017 and encodes 338 amino acids. Gene Ontology annotation, cellular component: nucleus.
AUGGAGAUUGACCAUUCACAAACGAGGGAUAUGGCCGCUACAAAUUGUCCGACCUUAAUGAGGAAAACCGACACCAAUUCCCGUCUAUCUUCUUUGAAAUGUUUAAUUCGAGAGGUCAUGGCCGAUGCUGAGGUCGCGACGGCUAAUUCCGAGGUCAUGGAGGCCCUUUCAAGGCUAGACGAUACACUCCAAUCUCUCCCAACGUUUUCACAUUCGCCCACAAGCGGCGUAGAGGCUUCUCGAACACAGAAAACCAAUGGUCUCUCACCGUUCUCGAAGGAGAGCGAACCUCCAUUGCCUUCUCCACCUCAUAUCCUCGAUGAUCAACUGCAGAAGGCGGUAUUUACGCACUCUGCGUGUAACGGCGAUAGCAACUCAAAUUAUGACCGACUGGAGAUACUGGGUGAUGCCUAUAUCGAAUUAAUCGCAACGAGAUUGGUUUGGCAGAAGUUCCCAGGCAUACCGGCGGGUCGGAUAUCUCAAAUUCGUGAACUUUUGGUCAAGAACGAUACGCUUGCAGGCUUUGCGGAGGCAUAUGGCUUUGAUCGUAAAGCCUUGGUUCCCGCGAAUUACUCGGAUCAGCCCAAACGAUGGACCAAGACCAAGGGCGAUAUCUUCGAGGCCUACGUAGCUGCGGUCAUCCUCUCUCGUCCCGCGGGUGGUGGAUAUGAGCUUGCAGAACAAUGGCUGACUAGCUUAUGGCUGCCAAAGCUUAGCGGUCUCGGCCAUCAGAAAGCCAGCUUGCGCUCAAAGGAGGCUCUAGCACAGCAAAUUAUGGCCAGGGACGUCAAGCUAGAGUACCUCGAGGAGCGUCAAUCGAUUCAGAAAAAAGGUACUGGUACCCAAACGUUUUUCAUUGGGGUAUAUCUCACGGGUUGGGGAUGGACCAAGAGACACCUCGGAUCAGGACAGGGUUCAAGCAAGGUAGCAGCGGGUGAUGAAGCAGCACGGAAUGCUCUACUUAACACAUCCCUGAUCACAGAAAUAACCGCUCAGAAACGGAAGCAUCUCUCAUAG